Molecule: messenger RNA, 976 nt
Organism: Schistocerca gregaria
Lineage: Eukaryota; Metazoa; Arthropoda; Insecta; Orthoptera; Acrididae
Exons: 3
Coding region: 1-417 (138 amino acids)
Source: RefSeq, a predicted model, not a curated record
AUGACCGUGACAGACGAGUUGGAACAAAAUCAGCAGGGGGAUAAAAAGUCUAUCGAAAGUGUUCAAGCAAGUGCUAGUACAGAAAUGGCAGGUAUAAAAUCGGGAGGAAAGGUUGAAGAAUUAGAUAUGUCUGCUAUGUUGCAAUUACUAUCUGAAAUGAAAGAGACAAAAGCCAGUUUGGAGGAGCGAACAGACGAAAUUGAAGAUAGGGUAGACAAUGUGGAAGAUAAACUCAAUGAAGUCGAAUUAACAAUCAAACGGGAAGUGGAAGAAACCGCAAAGUAUUUUGAAUCAUUUUCGAGUGAGAGAAAAAUUAAAGAUAGGGAAAUGAUUACCAGAAUUGACUUACAUACGAAAAAUGUCGAUGACAAAUUGUCAUUGUUCGAAAACAAGGAAAAUUACCAUGAUAUAAUUUGACAGAUGAGGCGAUUAAGGGGACAAAUUCAAGAGGAGAAGACCAGCAGAAAGAGACGAGAAGACAACUAUUGAAGAUUACAUUAAUUACAUAAAAAACCAGUGGUUCGUUGCUUUGUGUAUCUGUCGAGAUCUCUUGCAAAAUACUUUUGCAUGAAAUGUCGAGGGGUGUGUGUAAUAUAACGGACUACUGUUGAGAGCGAUACCACCCUUAUAGUCGCAUCUGCCCUUGCAGGGUCAGUACUCCAAUUUCAUUUCUAUGAUUUUUUUAAUUUAAUAUUAUUGUAUGUAGUAUUUAAUUUUGCCCAAAUCUUUUUUAUUAUAUUAUUCUAUAAUGUGAACUUUAUUUGUUUAUUUCUGGAGAAUAUGUUGGCACCAGUGUGAGCCAAAGACAUUCGUGUGUGAAAGGUAGAGAGUCGAACAUUGUUAGGGUGACUGUUGGAGUGAGUUAGUUGGACUGUUGUGGGGAGAGCGUGGUUUUGUGAGGUGGACUGUUGAUGGGAGUACGGAAGGAAGUUGUCAUCUUAUAUAGAGAGUAUCUAUAAAUAGUAUGUGAUAUGAA